CAGAGAGCAGAUGACUUAAAAAUCUAUCAUCCACAUCCUCAAGAAGAGAACUGGAAGUCCUUUCUCAGAGAAGAAUUGGGAGAAUGCCUCUGCUCUUGUGUUUUUAAUCUUUGGAUUGAAUCAGUCUGCAGACAAGACGAUGUUCUUUGCCAGCACGGGACCUUCAUGUGUCAGAUAACGGUGACAGCUCGGCUGAUAUGGAGCGUUUAAGGAGGACUAAAAUGGAACAUGGCCGACAAACUCAUCAGGUCCUACAGAGCACUCCUUUAGACCUGAUAGAGACAGGCAAGUCUCUAAAAGUGCAGGCAGAGCGCCCUCACCUGGUCAGUUUGGGAAGUGGACGCUUGAGUACAGCCAUCACUUUGCUACCACUGCCUGAAGGGAGAACUACGCUGGGCAGUGAGGGGACAGAUAUCCCUUUACAGGGUCCCGGCAUUGCAGCUCAGCACUGCUACAUUGAAAACCAGGCAGGCAGCAUCACCUUGUACCCAUGUGGAAACCAAUGCUCUGUAGAUGGCCUUCCUGUCAACAAACCUUAUCGCCUCACACAAGGGUGCAUGCUGUGUUUUGGUCAGUCUGCCUUUUUCCGCUUCAACCAUCCAGAAGAGGCCCUGAGGAUGAAGAGCAUGCUGCCAGCAGGGAGCCAAGGAUCCAGCACCACCAGGACCCAUCCAACCGACUCCCAAAGUGUCCUGAAUGGAACCCAUCAGUGUUUUUCCAACAAUGGCAGCUCCAAAAUUAACAGCUUAUCAAAAAACACCCAGGACCUCCAGGUGGUGAAGGCUUCAUCAACAUCAGAGCCCAGUAAACUGGCCAAGCAAACUGUUCCUCAGCCGUCUAAUGUAAACAUGCUUAAUGGGAGAAAUGGCUGCAUGACAGAGGAAUCCACAUAUGAAAACAUCGGCAUUGUUCUGAACCAGAACGUUGGGAACAAAACCCCUCCAGUCCCUGCUCGUAUGCCCAUUACGACCCACACUCCUGUCCCCCAUCCACGGACAUCCCUCUCUGUUGCCUCAAAUGUCAGUAGUGGUGGACAGAGGGCCCAGGACAGCCCAAAGCUACUCAGGAACAUGAGGACAGAGGCUACGUCAAGUCCUACACAGACUUGUAGGGGGGCAGGACAGGGCUCAGAUAACUGUAACACAAGCCAAAGACAAUCCAAAUUUUCCCCAGCAGCUCCGUCCAGCCCUCGUGUAAAAGGUUCAACACUACAAAAGAGACCUCCUAGUCCUAUGCGAGAGCAGGGUCAGCCACGGCUGAGGACUCCUGAGCCCGCUGGAUCCACCAACCUGAGAGAACUUCCUCCUCCCAGCCCUCACAUGUCCCGCAGAGGGGGUCCAGGAUCACAGGGCUCAGGUUCCUCCCUCUCUGCACCUCUUUUCACCUCUAAACCAGUUCCUGACAGCCCUCAGGGCCACCGCAAACUCACACCUCUUACAAAUGCAGAGGCCAUGAGGGCGUUGUAUGCACAGGGUCCAUCACCCAUCUCUGGGCAGGAGAAAGAGCCUGGAAUGAGGAGACCCAGCCCAGGCGGUGGUCUACUUUCAGGUCUGGGUUCCCUGUCUAGUUCAUCUCCUCUAGCCAGCCCUCGUAGCCAAAGGAAGUCCUCCUGCAUGAAAAUGUCAGGAGGCUCCAACAAGGAACCAAGUCUUACAAAACCAUAUAUUCGAGAACGUAAGAACAGCAUCUCUGAGAUCAGUGACAAUGAGGAUGAUUUGCUGGAAUACCACCGCCGGCAGAGAGAAGAGAGGCUGCGAGAACAGGAAAUGGAGAAACUGGAGCGCCAGAGGCUGGAGACUAUCCUGAAUCUGUGUGCAGAGUAUAAUCAGGAGGACAGCACCGUGGAACUGUCUGAGGUGGUGAGGAGUGGGCUUCUAGGGGGCGUUCGAGGAACCUGCUCUGAUACAGGAGGGAGGAUGCCUGUUCAGGAAGUAGACCGGCCCCACAGGUUGAGAGAGAAUGAUGAGGGGAAUCAGAGAGAGGAGUCUAGCAGCACAGAGAGCACACAUCAAGAGUGUGAAGAGCUGUUAGCUGGGCAUGAGCAGAUGUACCUGGAGGAAGAGAGAAACAGGAUUUUAGCAAGAGUUGAUGACCUGAAGCGCAAAGUCAGUGAACUGGAGCAGCAGCUACAAGAGACCAAACAGGAGGUGGAAAUGGAGCAAGCUCUGCUGCAGGCAGAGAGCCAAGCAGAGCAGGAGCAGGUGGAGGCCGAACAUGAAAUCAUCACUCAGCUGCAGCUCAAACUCAGCCAGCUGGACAAGGCCACCCAGAAAGAAAAAGACAAGGGGAGGGCUAAUGUGUCGGCUGAGCGGAAGGUCCUGGAAAAGCAGAGGAAUGAGUACAAUGAGCUGAAGAGGCAGUUUGAUAAGUGCCCCUUGUCUCUAAGGGAACAGUUACAGGAGCAGCUCAGCAGGAAAGCUGAAGCUCUGGAUUCUGGGACCAAACAGUUUGAGGAGCUGGAGUUCUGUCAGCUGGAGGAGGAGAGCAGUCUGGAGGAGAAGAAGGAGACCCAGACCUCACAGCUCCUUCAGGAGAGAGCGGAGUAUCACUGCAGCAUGGCCAAAAGGAAGGAGAAGAUGGCAGCUCUGGAAACUCAAGUGAAGCAGCUGGGAAUUCAGGCUACACAAGACUGUGACAGGAUAGUGAGGGAAAGAACAGUGACUGUGCAUCUGCUGCAGAAGGAGCAGGACAGGUUGAGUGCUCUGGAGAGGAGUUAUCAGACGCUGACAGGAGGAAAGAACUUCCCAAAGCCCAACAGUAACAUGAAAGAGGAGUACCUCAGGCUGUCUGAUGUCUAUAAGAUGUAUGGAAAUGCUUCUAUGCAAGCUCACCCUCCCUCCCCUGCUGCUCUCCACUGCCUCUCUCUCGCUGUAUCUCCAGCUCUGCCCUGUGAGGAGUACAUCACAGUCAGUCAGUUAAGCCAGAUCUUUGGGGUGCAGAGGCUCGAUCCCUGCCCUUCCUCCUCUGUUUCAUCAUUCCAGCUUGCCUCUUCUGAAUCCACCUUCACAUGCCACACAAAUGCAUGUGCCCCCUCCUCCUUUCUUUCUGCGCAGAGCCAGCCUGAGCUGAGCAGGAAUGCGCUGCCUCCUAUUAACCUCGAGCGCUGGUACCAGGAUAUCAUGGCUGCUGGAGAGCCUCAGUCAUGUCCACCACCAUUGCCUGCAAAGUCUUUUUCCGCACGCAGACAAGGGCAGCUGUUGAAAUCCAAAUCUGAGGGUGAGGUUGGACAGGCUGCUUCAUGUUCUCAGGUCAGCAGUGCUGCAGCCCCCUUACCCACCGCCAGCGGAGUUCCUCAUGAUAAAAAUGCAUCUGCCAAAGGUUUACAGUUGGUGCUGAGAGAACUGUCAAAUCCAUUUGACACAGACUCCAGAAGAACUAAAGAUCCCUCUUCCACAGUCCAUCACUCCUUCCUGCAUCAUCAGUCGCCACCAAGUGGCAACCAGGCGUACGACACACUGAGCCUCGAGAGCUCAGACAGCAUGGAGACCAGCGUCUCCACCGGCAACUCCGCCUGUUCCCCAGAAAGUGCCAGUGGGCUUGAGGCCCAGAGGAUAGAGGAGAUGGAGAAGAUGUUGAAGGAGGCACAGCAGGAGAAAGCCCGGCUGAUUGAAAACAGAGAGAGGGAGGUGCAGGCUCGGCGGCAGAUGUUGGAGGAGGAGCGGAGGAGGCGAGAGGAGGCCGAGAGGAGGCUUCAGGACGAGACAGCCCACAGGCAGAGGCUGGUGGAGGAGGAGGUGAAGAUGAGAGAGAAACACUUCUCCCAGGCCCGUCCAAUGACACGCUACCUGCCAAACCGUAAGGAGGAGUUCGACCUGCGUGCCCACGUGGAGUCGUCCGGCCACAGCAUAGACACCUGCCCCUUCGUCAUCCUCACAGAGAAAAUGUGCAAAGGUCACCUGGUGAAGAUGGGAGGCAAAAUUAAAUCGUGGAAGAAACGCUGGUUCGUUUUUGACCGCAUCAAGAGGAACUUCUGUUACUACGUGGACAAGCAUGAGACCAAGCUGAAAGGACUGAUUUACUUUCAGGCUAUUGAAGAGGUUUACUAUGAUCACCUACGCAGUGCCACCAAGAGCCCAAACCCAUCUUUGACCUUCUGUGUAAAAACUCACGACCGGCUUUACUACAUGGUGGCCCCCUCCCCGGAGGCCAUGAGGAUCUGGAUGGAUGUCAUAGUAACAGGUGCCGAGGGCUACACACAGUUUAUGAGCUGAGGGACCACUGGGUGACAGAUUUGGAGGAUGACAGGGACUGAGCGAGCACCCAAACACCUGCAAACCGAGCAGAGCUGCUCCCUGCCGCCGCUGAAGUGGAGCUGAAGGUGAAACACGGCUUGAUGGCGUGUAAAAGGGAUGGACAUCUGAGGAGAUGAAUAAUGUGGUGCUCGCUCAAAGAGCCCGAUGCCUUAAAGCAAACAAGGGCUUAGUAAUGACAAAGGUGCAUAUGAAUUAAUUAGAGGUUGUAUUUAUCUUUCAGCCAUUAUAACAAGAAAAUAUGUCAAGUAAACAGCCAGUAGAUCUAAAUAUACUGUCAAUAAUAAUAAUGUAAUAUGAGUUUCAGGAAGAACACAAGAUUUCUUACUUUACAUAAGCUCAAACCGUUUACAGCUUCAAAUCUAUGCAUGCAUUGCUCUCAGUUUUACUAAUGCCUUUAUUUCUUUUUGAUACAAUUUCUACUUUUUUCCUUUACAUCUUCAACUUUUGGCAGAUGAUAAAUUGAUUUCUCAUGUUAAUCAAGUUCAGAAAUAAAUAUUCUAGAAUGUCCUACAUUUGCUAUUAUUUAUUGAAUUGAAAGAUGGUGCCAAAUAGUUUACAUUAUUAACAUUUUAUUCAGACCAUGCAAAUGUUAAUAUCAGUUCAUUUGGUUAUAUUAUUGAAGGGCUUCUCACAGAGACAAAUAAAGCAGCAUUUAUAUGUCUGUAUUUGACAGAUUCAUUAAAGAGACACUUCCAUUAGGAUUUUAACAAAAUUCAUAAACAAAAUUAUGUUUAAGUCAUGUAACAGUAUUGUAAGCUACACAUGUACAUGUAAUAAAUAAAAGUAUAUGAUGCAUCUGUUGGUUUGUGUUGUGCCUGAUAAACUGUCAGCUUGUUGCGAAUAAAUUGGAUAAAUUAAAUACAGUCUGUUACAAACAA
This is a messenger RNA of Sphaeramia orbicularis (orbiculate cardinalfish), 5131 nucleotides long. It is a transcript of the gene phldb1a, whose product is annotated as pleckstrin homology-like domain, family B, member 1a. The transcript is spliced from 24 exons. Gene Ontology annotation, molecular function: protein binding. Lineage: Eukaryota; Metazoa; Chordata; Actinopteri; Kurtiformes; Apogonidae. Bases 198 to 4211 code for a protein of 1337 amino acids. Gene Ontology annotation, cellular component: basal cortex. The record is from RefSeq and is a predicted model, not a curated record. Gene Ontology annotation, biological process: regulation of microtubule cytoskeleton organization.